Messenger RNA from Aureobasidium vineae, 777 nucleotides. NCBI's taxonomy places the organism in Eukaryota, Fungi, Ascomycota, Dothideomycetes, Dothideales, Saccotheciaceae. The record is from the annotation of a GenBank genome assembly.
AUGGUCCCCGCGCUGAGAAAGAUCCUCAUCAUCAACCCAAACUCGACGAGAUCCAUGACAAAUGCGCUCAAGCCGCUGGUCGACUCUCUGGGCUACUCAUCGUUUGGGUGUUCGAACAGANCACAGCACACAUACUUCACGGCACCUUCAGGACCUGCAUCAAUCAACAAUGAAGACGAUGCGGCAGAGUCGGCAAGACACUGUCUAGAACCACUGCUUCCGCUGCUCGAAACACACGACGCCUUCCUCGUUUGCUGUUACUCGGCACACCCUCUGGUCGGACAGCUCAAGGCGAGACCGGAGAUUGCUGGCCGUCGCAAGCCGGUGACUGGCAUCUUCGAGGCAUCUGUCAGCAGCAGCUUGCAGGCCAUCGGACCUGGUGAGCGAUUUGGCAUUGUGAGCACGGGUAAGGUAUGGGAAGCGACGUUGCGUGAAGCUGUGGACAACUAUCUAGGUGUAGAGGACAACACCGAGGGCAGUGCGGCUUUUGCUGGAGUCCAGACGACAGGGCUCAAUGCCACAGAGUUGCAUGACACGUCGCCUGUCGAGGUCCGCAGCCGUAUGAAGAAGGCAGUGGCGAGGCUCUUGAUUGAUGAUGCUGGAGGCCCGGUCGGGGCGGUAUGCCUUGGAUGUGCGGGUAUGGCAGGGUUCGAUGACAUGGUCAGAGAAGCAGCUAUUGAGACAUUGGGUCAUGGUCAAGGGUCAAAGGUACGGAUUGUCGACGGAGUUGUAGCCGGAGUGACAUGGCUCGAAGGAGCUCUACGGUCAGGAAUGUAG